AUGGCGACUACAAUAAAUGUUAAUUCGGUGAAUUGUAUAAAUUCUAGUGGAGUUCCUGUACCGAAAUAUGAAGUUCCAGUUAAGUUAGUGUUAGAAUAUGAUCCUGAUGGUCUUAGUGUUAAAAUUAAAAAAGCCAAUGAAAGUGGCUCAUCUUCAGAUUUUUUAAAUGAAUUCAUUGUAACUAGAGCUACAGAAUGUGCUAGAUUAGGAAAAAUAAGUUAUACAAUUGUCGUCGAUAAUGAAAGCUUAGUUAUUAAUUUUGUAAAUGAAGAAAGUUCAAAACUAUUUCACAGUAAUAUUGUUAAAGUAAAGGAAGGUCAGAAUAGUUCAGUAUUUACAGAUCGAACAGAUGAAUCUUCUGCAAGCCAAUAUUUUCAGUUUUAUGGUUACUUAUCUCAACAGCAAAAUAUGCUUCAAGAUUUUAUUAGGACAUCAACUUACCAGAAAGCUAUUUUAGGAAAUUAUAAAGAUUUUCAGGACAAAGUCGUUCUCGACGUUGGUGCCGGUUCAGGGAUUUUGUCCUUUUUUGCUGCUCAAGCAGGUGCUAGUAGAGUAUAUGCGGUGGAAGCAUCGUCCAUGGCAAAUCAUGCACAAACACUAGUCACAGCCAAUGGAUUAGAUCACAUAAUUAAAGUAAUUCCUGGGAAAAUAGAAGAACUUGCAUUGCCAGAACAAGUUGACGUUAUCGUAUCCGAACCCAUGGGUUACAUGUUAAUAAAUGAAAGAAUGUUAGAAACUUAUUUGCACGCAAAAAAAUUUCUCAAACCUGGGGGUAAAAUGUUUCCCUGUCAGGGAGAAUUGCACGUGGCACCCUUUCAAGAUGAAACGCUUUACACGGAACAGUUUAACAAAGCGAGUUUUUGGUAUCAGAACGCAUUUCACAACGUUGAUUUGCGUAGUCUUCGACAAUCUGCUCACAAUGAAUAUUUCCGACAGCCGAUCGUUGAUACUUUCGACAUAAGGAUUUGCACGGCAAAAAGUGUUAAACACAUUAUCGACUUCAGGACGGCCGACGAAUCAUCGUUGCAUAAAAUCGAAAUCCCAUUGACUUAUCAAAUUUUGGAAGGAGGUUCCAUACACGGACUUGCUUUCUGGUUCGACGUAUUAUUUUCGGGAAGUGGUAAAAACAUUUGGUUGUCGACGUCUCCGACCGAGCCUUUAACUCACUGGUAUCAAGUUCGUUGUUUGUUCGAGGAUCCACUUUUCGUCGGUAGCGGAGAUAUCGUGAAAGGAUUCGUGAGUCUCGUCGCUAACAAACGUCAAAGUUACGACGUGACGAUACAACUUCAAAGGGUCGGAAGCGACAUUGUAGCUUCGAAUACUUUAGAUUUGAAAAAUCCAUAUUUUCGUUAUUCUGGUACUGCGGCCGCUCCUCCUCCCGGUUCGAACACGACGUCCCCGAGCGAAGCUUGGUGGAACACUUUGGACGAAAGAGUUAGUAUGACGAAUGGAAUAUCCGUUAACGGUUUGACUGAUUGUGGAAUCGAUCCUAAUAACGGAAUGACCAUGAGCAACCCACCAAAUAUUCACCCGGGGUCGAUCACGAGCACCGGAAGACAACGGGUAGGUAGCAGUACUGCGACCUCCACUCAACAAGCUCAACUUAUAGGGGGAGGAAUUUCACCUACCUUAUUUACAUCUCCCGGAACCGGACACCAAAUAGUUAUGGGAAACACGAUUUCACAUUAUCCGGUUAGCAGCAGUUUAAUGAUCGGUGAUUAUUUCGCAAGCGGAGUCGGAGUCAAUGUUCUUCCUAACUACAGGCACGCUCACGCGCAGUGA
Pediculus humanus corporis (human body louse) is the source of this 1782-nucleotide messenger RNA. RefSeq names its product histone-arginine methyltransferase CARM1, putative. Bases 1 to 1782 code for a protein of 593 amino acids. The record is from RefSeq and is a predicted model, not a curated record. Lineage: Eukaryota; Metazoa; Arthropoda; Insecta; Psocodea; Pediculidae. The transcript is spliced from 11 exons. Gene Ontology annotation, biological process: peptidyl-arginine methylation. Gene Ontology annotation, molecular function: protein-arginine N-methyltransferase activity.